Messenger RNA from Drosophila innubila, 3166 nucleotides. It is a transcript of the gene FoxK, whose product is annotated as forkhead box protein K2. The transcript has 9 exons. NCBI's taxonomy places the organism in Eukaryota, Metazoa, Arthropoda, Insecta, Diptera, Drosophilidae. Gene Ontology annotation, molecular function: DNA-binding transcription factor activity, RNA polymerase II-specific; protein binding; RNA polymerase II cis-regulatory region sequence-specific DNA binding. Bases 265 to 2457 code for a protein of 730 amino acids. The record is from RefSeq and is a predicted model, not a curated record. Gene Ontology annotation, biological process: regulation of transcription by RNA polymerase II.
GAUCAGUAUUCCUCUAAGAAAUUGGCAACACUGUUGGGCAGCUGCUGCGGAGCGCGCUGCAAGCAAAUAAGAAUUGAAAAAAACCGCAUUAAAAUUGUGAAAAGUGCACAAAUUACACUUAAAGUAAGCAUAAAUGAACAGUGUUAAGUAAUUUGAUCAAGGAAUCGCAUUAUAUUCUCAGCAAAAACGACGGCAGAAAAAGUUUAACUACAACAGCAACAACAAUAACAAUAGUCAGCAGUGUGUGCAAGUGGAUACCUUUCAAUGGCCGCCACUACAACAACAACCACAACACUAGCAACAACCACCAAUAUAAGCCACAACAACAACAACACCAACAACAGCAACAACAUCAGCAGCAAUAAUAUCAAUAAUAACAGCAAUAACAAUCACAUUGUAACGGUACACACCGUUUUAAGCACACCCACCUCCGCAGCCGCCGCCGCUGCUGCCGCCGACGCGGCAACUGUUGCCAUAGCUAAGGACAUGCUGCAGCUGCAUCAUGGCGCCGCCGCAGCGUUAAAUAAUAACAAUAACAACAACAACAGUACGAAUAAUAAUAGCAGCAGCGUCGAAUUGGCCACCAAUCAAAAUAAUAACAACAACAACAAUAAUAGUAACAACACCAACAAUAACAACUCAGCAAACCACCCACCUGCCCACGCCCAUGUCGUAGCCAGUGGCGGUAACUCAAGUUCACCGCCAGCGAAUGCAUUCGGAGUGCUGCGCUUCAACGAGGACCUGCUCCAUAUUACGGACGAAGUGACCGUCAUUGGACGCAAUUCAUCCACAUCUCUGGUGCACUUUAACGUGGCCGAGAACAAUUUGGUCUCGCGCAAACAUUUCCAGGUGCUCUACGAUCCGGAACGUCGCGCCUUCUUUGUGCAGUGCCUCAGCAAGAAUGGUAUUUUCGUUGAAGAUUUUCUACAGCGACGCAAUGUGGAUCCACUGCGAUUGCCCCAACGUUGCUUCUUUCGAUUCCCGAGCACCGAGAUACGCAUCGAAUUCGAGAGUUUUGUGACACCGCCGGCAGAUAUUGUGCCUGAUGCAGCGCCAGUUUUAAGCAGUCCAGUUGCUGUUGGUCCGGCUGGUGCUCAUGUCAUUAUAACGCCGCCGCCUCGCGAUGAGCUGCAUUCGGUGCAAGUGUCACAUCAUCACAGCCAACAGCAGCAGCAGCAACUGCAGCCAGCGCAUCACAUGCAGCAGCAACCUCAACAAUCGCUGCCGCCGCAUCACCCACUCCCACAUACACCACACCACCCGCUUCACCACACAUCUCUGCAGCAACAGCAGCAGCAGCAACAACAACAACAGCAGCAGCGUUUGCCAGGAGCGCCAACAACAGCGUCCCAUCAGUUGCCCGGCGUAGGCGAUGGCAUCUACUCACCGCUCAAAAUUUCAAUACCCAAAAAGGAGAAGAGCCCCUAUCUAUCACCAACUGGUACAAUAAGCGCUGCCAACAGUUGUCCGGCUAGUCCACGUCAGGGUUUCCACCAGAAUCCGACUAAUAGCUACAAUAAUUAUAGCAACAACAAUACGCAGGAUCUAUUCCAGACACCGUCUACAGCCAGUUAUAAUCACAAUGAGAAGCCGCCGUAUAGUUACGCCCAGCUGAUUGUCCAGGCCAUAUCUGCCGCACCUGACAAGCAGCUGACUCUUUCGGGCAUUUAUUCAUUCAUUGUCAAGCAUUAUCCUUACUACCGCAAGGAGACCAAUAAGGGCUGGCAGAAUUCCAUACGUCAUAAUCUCAGUUUGAAUAGGUAUUUCAUCAAGGUGGCGCGUUCGCAAGAUGAGCCCGGCAAGGGAUCCUUCUGGCGCAUCGAUCCGGACAGCGGCGCAAAGCUGAUCGAUCAUAGCUACAAGAAGCGUCGCCAACGUAGCAGCCAGGGCUUCCGUCCGCCCUAUGGCAUGCCACGAUCGGCGCCCGUUUCGCCCAGUCAUAUGGACAACUCUCGUGAGAGUUCACCACUUCAGGAUAUUGUGCUGCAAUCAGCACCUGGUUCACCUGGCAUGUCCCUCGAACAGCGUGCCGCUGAUGCUGAAAUAAUCUACAACUCUCAGAAUGCACACCAGCAGCAGCAGCAGCAGCAACAUCAACAACAGCCGCCUCAGACGUUGCCCAAUAAUUCCAAUCAAUACAACAGUGGCAGUCCGUACUAUGUAACCAAUCAAAAUGCUGGAGUUACCGUGCAGCAGGCGCACAUAGAUGGCGGAGGUGGAAGUGUUGGAGCUUUGAUUGCGCUCAAGCGGAAUCACGUAAUGGCCGUGUCGCAUCCGGCUUCGACAACGCUACAUCAACAGCCGCAACAACAACAGCAGCAACAGCAUCAUCCUGAGAUUAUCUACGAAGAGCUGCCAACAGAUUAUAGCGGUCAUAUGGAGGCCGGCGAGGAGGAAUGCGUUACCGCUGAUGGCGCUGCGGCCAAGCGUCCCAAAUAUGUGUCUGAAGUGCUCUGAUGCGUGCGCAUUCAGAAACAGAAACACAACAAAGGCAAAUAAUAACAAUAAUAAUAUGCAGAGAAUUAAUCGCAAUUUGGGAAGUUGUCCAACAGAAGCGACAACGAUUCUACAGCUGCGGCAUUGGAGGUGAGCAGAUUAGAAAACUCAGAAACAGUUUAAAACCAAGCAAAUAUGCUAAAUGCAUAACAAAGCCCACUUGAAGGAAAUUUCUAGAAAGCAAAAAAACAACAAAAUUAAGUAUCUCCAUCUUGUAUAUUGAAUUUGCCAAUCCCAAACAAAAACCGCCCUUCCCCCACAAAAAAAAUGAAAAUAAUAUUGAUACGGAAUGAAUGUUUAUAAAUAGAAACUGUGAGAUUGUGUUUAUUUGAUGACCGUAAAACGGUUAAAACGGCGUGACAAGCACUUCCUCUCCCCCUUCACCCCGUACACUACUCCAUCAUUUUACGAUAUAACCCUUAGAUCUGACAAAUUCAAUAUGCUCGAUGACGCUACUCUCUAAGUACAUAUAAUAAUUCUUAAGAUAUAAAUCGAAGUAAUGCAAACAACACAAAAACAAAACAAACAAAAAAAAAGAUGAUAUAUAUGAGUAUAUAAAUAUAUAUACGAUUGAUUAUUGUAAUGAUGUUUAAGAUGUUAUAGCUAUGUGACCGAAUGCGCGAUAAACGAGAGAAAAUUAGGGGUAAAACCAAGCAAACAACACAACAAA